Molecule: messenger RNA, 2118 nt
Organism: Penicillium lagena
Lineage: Eukaryota; Fungi; Ascomycota; Eurotiomycetes; Eurotiales; Aspergillaceae
Product: translation termination factor GTPase eRF3
Exons: 2
Coding region: 1-2118 (705 amino acids)
Biological process (GO): translational termination; nuclear-transcribed mRNA catabolic process, deadenylation-dependent decay; translation
Cellular component (GO): translation release factor complex
Molecular function (GO): GTPase activity; GTP binding; translation release factor activity
Source: RefSeq, a predicted model, not a curated record
AUGUCGAACCAGACUCCCGAUAACUGGGAGGAUGAGCUCUCUCAGCAGACUCAGGGUGUCAACCUGAACGCACAGGGCCGCCCUCAAGCCCAGGCGCCCAGCUUCCAGCCCGGCACCGCUUCUUUCACGCCCGGUGCCUCUGCGUUUGUCCCCGGUCAGCAGUACCAGCAGUACGGUGGCCAGCCCUACGGUGGCCAGCCCUACGCUCAAUAUGGUCAACAGUAUGGUGGAUAUCCUCAGCAACAAGCCUACGGCCAGUACGGAGCCGCAUACAACCAGCAGCCCGGUGGCUACAAUCAGUACUACAAUCAGCAGCAACAGCAACAACAGCAGCAAUACGGUGGCUACAACCAACAGCCUCGUCAGAAUGUUCCUGUAGCCGCACCGCAGCAAACUGCCCCAGUUCAGUCCGCUCCCAAACCUGCUUCGAACGCCGCCCCUCCCAAGGCCAAGGUCCUCUCGAUUGGCGCUACUUCAUCAAGCGCCGCCCCGAAGACGAAGGAUACCAAGGGUGCGGCGGCCGCGGAGGCUGGUGCUAAAGUGACUGCUAGCAAGGCCAUUGACAAGACGGAAAACAAGGCGGACGCGAAGGCUGCUGCCGCUGGUAACUCCUCGCCAGCUCCAUCUUCGGGCCGUUCGAGCCCAGGACGUGCCAGCCCCUCUCGAGUUGAAGCGGCCAAGGCUGCUCGUGACGUUGAUGCUGUUGCUAAGUCGCAACAGGCGGAUGUCGACGAGGCAACGCUGAAGGAAAUUUAUGGCGAAAAGAGAGAGCAUGUCAAUGUCGUGUUCAUCGGCCACGUCGACGCUGGCAAGUCCACCCUUGGCGGCUCUCUGCUCUACUGCACUGGCAUGGUGGAUGACCGGACAAUGGAGAAGUACAAGAAGGAGGCCAAGGAGGCCGGUCGAGAGACCUGGUACCUCUCCUGGGCGUUGGACUUGACCAACGAGGAGCGUGCCAAGGGUAAGACCGUUGAGGUCGGCCGUGCCUUUUUCAAGGUUCAAGUUCCGUCGCCAGAUGGGCCCAUUGAACGUCAGUUCUCCAUUCUGGACGCCCCCGGCCAUAAGUCCUAUGUGCCCCACAUGAUUGGCGGUGCUUCCCAAGCAGAUCUUGGUGUCCUGGUUAUCUCGUCCCGAAAGGGUGAGUAUGAGACUGGUUUUGAGAAGGGUGGCCAGACUCGUGAGCAUGCACUUCUUGCGCGGAACUCUGGUGUCGAGAAGCUCGUUCUGGUUGUGAACAAGAUGGACGACCCCACUGUGAAUUGGAGCAAGGCUCGGUUCGACGAGUGCACGGUCAAGGUCCUGAAAUUCCUGGAGGCCCUUGGCUACAAGAAAGCGGACGUUUUCUGUAUGCCUAUUUCAGCUCAGCGCACUAUCGGAAUCAAGGACCGAGUGCCCAAGGAUCUAGCGCCAUGGUAUGAUGGACCCUCGCUGCUUGAAUACCUUACCGACUUCAAACUUCCCGAGCGCAAGGUCAACGCUCCCUUUAUGAUGCCGAUUAGCGCAAAAUACCGAGACAUGGGUACCAUGGCAGAGGGUCGCAUCGAAUCGGGUGUGAUCAAGAAGAACGGCACUUAUCUGAUGAUGCCCAACCGGACGGAGGUCCAGGUUUCCGCUCUGUAUGGUGAAACUGAAGACGAGAUUUCGACCGCCACCUGCGGUGACCAAGUCCGUCUGCGGCUGCGUGGUGUGGAAGAAGACGAUUUCUUCCCUGGCUUCGUUCUUUGCUCGCCGAAGCGCCCUGUCCACUGCGUCUCUGCCUUUGAGGCCAAGAUUCGUAUCCUGGAGUUGAAGAGCAUUCUCUCCGCUGGUUUCAACUGCGUGCUCCACGUCCACUCUGCUAUCGAAGAAGUCACAUUUGCUGCCCUCCUUCACAAGCUUGAGCCCGGCACCGGCCGCAAGAGCAAGCGCCCACCUCCCUUCGCUAGCAGGGGCCAGACGAUCAUUGCUCGCCUCGAGGUCACCAGCACCGCUGGUGCAGUCUGCGUUGAGAAGUUCGAGGAUUACCAGCAGCUUGGACGAUUCACUCUGCGUGACCAGGUACGAGCUUAUGUGUCUAUCUCUUUUGUGUUUUUACUGACAGCUUUGCUUUCCAGGGACAAACCAUUGGUAUUGGCAUGA